AUUUGAUGUUGACCACCAAUGACUGUUAGAUCUGGCGGCCAUGUUUGAUAAUCGCUUGUCGGUUCAGUUCUCGCCAUCUCUUGCUUAGUCCGACACUCUACUCGAAUUGUUAGAAGCUCUUAACGCCCUCUAAUAACACUUUCGAAUUAUUUAAACGUAAGUGAGUAUAUUGUUUAUUGUCACUGUUACGUGCUAGUGCUCCUUCUCGAUCUAUAAUUUAUCCUUAUUUAGCAUUAUUGUCAGCCCAGUGCAAUUCAAUGUGAUAUUUAUCUUAUUUGGCGAGCUCCCGCUCGAUCAAGAACGGCUUCAGAUUGAACAUCCAUAUUGAUGACAGCGCCGACGGUGCUAAUUUACAGAAAUCUUAUAACUUAUUGAAUGUUUAAAACAUGAGGGGAACUAAGGUUGACAAGUCUGAUUCUGGACAGAAUGAGUUUGCUACAGUGAAAAUUGAAAGCGGAGACAUACAUACUUAUCUAGAAACAUUUAAUAAAGAAAUUGAAAAUGGCGAACAGUCCAUUAUUGCUGUCGAUGAAGAUCAAAUGGAUACUGCAGAUGAUGGGGAAGGAACCUACUUUGUUGAUCAAUCGGGUCAUUAUUAUUACCAAGCAAAUGGUGAAUCUCAACCUGUCAUGACUGUAGUUCAAAGAAACUCGCAGGAGACUGAUGAAGUUGUGUCGAAUAUUCAAGAUGAAGAGGCCAUGUUGGAAAAUCCUGAAGCAUAUCAAGCUGUUACAAUUGUUCAGUCUGAUGCUAAUCCUGGAGAAGUAAGUUAUGUUUUAAUUAUGCAGGAACCUGAUGAUGAUGAUAAAGUGAAGGAUGCUGAUGCUGAAAUUGAAGAAAAUGUUGACGAAGAGAGUGCUGAUCACGAUCUGGCGGUCUAUGAUUUUGAUGAGAAUGAGGAAGAAGUUGAAGAAAAUACUUUAGACUCAGAUGCUGAAGAUGACAAGUCAAAAGUAACUAAAAUACUACCAAAGAAAGCACAAUCUGUUGUUGCUACUCACAUGUGCAAUUACUGUAAUUAUACAAGUCCUAAAAGAUAUUUAUUAUCUCGUCAUAUGAAAUCUCAUUCAGAAGAAAGACCUCACAAAUGCUCUGUUUGUGAACGGGGCUUCAAAACCGUUGCUUCAUUACAAAAUCAUGUUAACACACACACAGGCACUAAACCUCAUCGAUGCAAAUUCUGUGAAAGUGCAUUUACAACAUCAGGAGAGCUUGUACGACAUGUAAGAUAUAGACAUACUCAUGAAAAACCUCACAAAUGUAAUGAAUGUGAUUAUGCAAGUGUGGAAUUAUCAAAGCUCAAAAGACAUAUUCGUUGCCAUACUGGAGAGAGGCCUUAUCAGUGCCCUCAUUGUACAUACGCUUCACCUGAUACAUUCAAAUUAAAGAGACAUUUACGUAUUCACACAGGAGAGAAACCUUAUGAAUGUGACAUCUGCCCUAUGAAAUUCACACAAUCAAAUUCACUUAAGGCACACAAGCUUGUGCAUAAUGUUGAUGAUAAGCCUGUGUUCCAAUGUGAGCUGUGUCCAACAACAUGCGGGCGCAAAACAGAUCUUAGAAUUCAUGUACAAAAACUUCAUACAUCUGAUAAACCUCUAAAAUGUAAAAGAUGUGGAAAAUCUUUUCCAGAUAGAUAUAGUUAUAAGACCCAUGCAAAAACCCAUGAAGGUGAAAAGUGCUUCAAAUGUGAUUUGUGUGUUUAUGCUUCUGUCUCGCAAAGGCAUUUGCAGUCCCACAUGUUAAUUCAUACAGAUGAAAAGCCUUUUGUAUGUGAAAUUUGUGAUCAGUCCUUUAGACAAAAACAACUGCUAAAAAGACAUCAAAAUCUUUACCACAAUCCAAAUUAUGUUCCACCACCUCCCCAAGAAAAAACGCAUGCAUGUCCAGAGUGCGAUAGGAGUUUUCGACAUAAAGGCAAUUUGAUUAGACACAUGGCAAUGCAUGAUCCAGAUUCGAGUGUUCAAGAGAAGGCAUUACAAUUAAAAAUAGGACGACAGAAAAAGUUACAAAUGAUGGAAGAUCAAUCACAAAGCAUGGACAUGAUCACAGGCAUGUCAUAUGACAGUGAUGAUACAGAUGGUGGAAUGGUAGCUGUUGAAGGCUCUGAUGGUCAGCAGUAUGUAGUUCUUGAGGUGAUCGAAGUAGCUGAAGAUGGAGAAGAUGAUGGAAGCGCUUUAGGCAAUGAUAUUAAUGCUGAAAGUUUAUUAGAAGCUGCUGAUAUGGAUGGUUCCUUCCUAUUACCAGAACAUAUGGAUGAAGUAGAAAUUUUACAAUCACUUGAGAGCCGCAAGGUUGGAAGGAUACAGGUCUCAGGACAUGAUCCUAGCAAUGAUAUGGAUAAUUGCUUUGGAUUUGAUGAUGAUGAUAUGAAUCAAGAUGAAAUUGCAGAAAUAGAAGAUGAUAAAACAUCAAUAAAAAUUGAACUUGUACAGGAUGAAUAAAUAAAUUUUAUAUUUGCUUGUGU
Ctenocephalides felis (cat flea) is the source of this 2467-nucleotide messenger RNA. Its product is annotated as transcriptional repressor CTCF-like. The coding region runs from base 387 to 2444 and encodes 685 amino acids. The record is from RefSeq and is a predicted model, not a curated record. Gene Ontology annotation, molecular function: RNA polymerase II cis-regulatory region sequence-specific DNA binding; DNA-binding transcription activator activity, RNA polymerase II-specific. Gene Ontology annotation, biological process: regulation of transcription by RNA polymerase II. Gene Ontology annotation, cellular component: nucleus. Lineage: Eukaryota; Metazoa; Arthropoda; Insecta; Siphonaptera; Pulicidae. The transcript is spliced from 15 exons.